UAGGGAUGCAAUAUUUGGACUCCGAACGGGAGUCCGCUUAUAAGGCUGUGAUAGCCAUCUCCCUCUCCACAACCAUUGUUUCUACUGCCUUCCUCUUCACUGUAGCUCCAAUGAUUAGUGAAUUCGCAGAGACGAAUAGUGAUGUAUUGAAAAGUGAUGCAGCUUACUGUGGGACAACGUCCAGAGAACUCUCAUCUCUGCUUAUGCGAUUUGGAUACAAUCAUGUGAAUUCUACGGGACGACCAAGGCGGAAAAGACAAAAUUUCGGCGAUCAAGAUUAUGAAGAGGAAGAAGAAGGUUGCAAAUGUGAAUACCCUAUGGGACCACCUGGUCUACCAGGACGAGACGGAUUGCCUGGACCCGCUGGCGCUCCCGGAGCGCCAGGAUUGCCGGCACGGUUACCUUGUGAACCUCCAAUUGACUUCAAGAAAGCUUGCCCAGACCCGUGUCCUACUGGAGCUCAAGGACCAGCUGGUGAACGGGGACCACCAGGUGACAAGGGAGCUCUUGGUAUACCAGGACACCCUGGAAAACGAGGAACGGACGGAAAACUAGGUCCCAAGGGAGAGACGGGCCCCCGAGGUAUCCCCGGAUUGGAUGGUGAAGUAGGUGACCCGGGAGAAGAUGCCGUGCCGCAACCGUUCAUUCCGGGACCACCCGGAGAGAUAGGAAACGAAGGACCUCCAGGGCCACCGGGACCUGUGGGAAUGCCAGGAAUUGAUGGACCUAUAGGACCAGCAGGACCUCGAGGUCGAAAGGGUAAGGACGGUUUCCCUGGCGGUAAAGGAGAGGCAGGUCCUGAAGGAGCUAUGGGUGAACCGGGAGAGGAUGGCGAGAAGGGGGUCUGCCCUACCUACUGUGCUACCGACGGUGGUGUAUUCUUUGUUCAACCACCGGAUUGGUUUUUCAAUGACUGAUUGGCAAACUGAGCUGCUUCUACCAGCUUCAUUUCAAAAUCUCAUUGUACAGUAUCACUUCACUGAGUCAGGUCGCUAACAUUCCUUUCAUUUGUUUCGAU
Messenger RNA from Cylicocyclus nassatus, 1018 nucleotides. Lineage: Eukaryota; Metazoa; Nematoda; Chromadorea; Rhabditida; Strongylidae. The record is from the annotation of a GenBank genome assembly.